Humulus lupulus (European hop) is the source of this 1416-nucleotide messenger RNA. RefSeq names its product bidirectional sugar transporter N3-like. Lineage: Eukaryota; Viridiplantae; Streptophyta; Magnoliopsida; Rosales; Cannabaceae. Gene Ontology annotation, cellular component: membrane. Gene Ontology annotation, molecular function: sugar transmembrane transporter activity. The transcript has 6 exons. The record is from RefSeq and is a predicted model, not a curated record. Gene Ontology annotation, biological process: carbohydrate transport. The coding region runs from base 138 to 1085 and encodes 315 amino acids.
AAUAGAGGCUAAUACAAAUAAUUGUCUUCUUAAACCCCCUUAAGCUCUUCAUUUUUCCUUUGUCUGAGAAAGAGAGUGAGAGGGUGCAUAGCUAGAGUUUGAAUUUUAACACACACACACACAACAGUCUCGAAAAGAUGUCUAUCAUUGCAGCUGGUCAUUUGGGUGUUUUCAUUUUUGGUGUUCUAGGGAACAUCGCUUCCUUUAUCGUGUUUCUGGCCCCAGUGCCAACAUUUUACAGGGUGUACAAGAAGAAAUCAACAGAAGGGUUCCAAUCAGUUCCAUAUGUUGUUGCACUAUUCAGUGCCAUGAUGUGGCUCUACUAUGCAACUCUCAAGUCCAACUUGAUUCUCCUUAUUACUAUCAACUCAUUCGGUUGUGUCAUAGAGACCAUUUACAUUGCCUUGUAUAUUGCUUAUGCACCAAAGCAAGCAAGGCUGUUCACUCUGAGGCUGCUUCUUCUGGUGAACUUUGGGGGAUUUUGCAUGAUUCUUCUUCUCUCCCACUUCUUAGCAAAAGGAUCACUUAGAGCCACCGUUUUGGGAUGGGUUUGUACAAGUUUUGCCGUCAGUGUCUUUGCAGCACCUUUAAGCAUUAUUAGGGUGGUUAUACGCACAAAGAGCGUUGAGUUUAUGCCGUUUGCUCUAUCAUUUUUUCUCACGGUCAGCGCUGUUAUGUGGCUCAUGUAUGGUAUAAUGCUCAAGGAUUUGUGUGUGGCGAUUCCAAACGUAUUGGGUUUGAUCUUUGGGGUACUUCAGAUGGUACUAUACAUGAAGUAUAGGAAGAACAAGACUGUGAUGCUCGAAGAGCAAAAGCUCCCAGAAGAGGCAGUAAAAUCUGAAGUGGAUCAUCAAAAGCUUGAUGAUCACUCUCACACCAUCAUGAUGGCCGAGGUACAAGUAAUCAACACUUGUGAUAAUAACAACAAAACCCAAAAGGAUCAAAAUGACGAUGAUGAUCAAGAGAGAAUGAUGAUGAACAAGAACCAAUUUGUGGUACCCCAAACAGGCCAUUGUGCUAUCAACAUGGAAGGCCCGCCGGCUAGUACCCAUACCCAAUGCCAAACAGUGAACUGUGCAGCUUAAUGGGCUUGCUUUCUCUAGCUAAGCUUGACAUGCAUGCACUACCUUUUCUAGUCCCCUGUUUGGCUGUAGCCCUUUUAUUAUUCCUCCUUUAGUUAAUUACCCAUAAUAUAUAUUAGGAUGGUGUAAAUAGGUUCGUCCUCGUUCGAUCGGCUUAGUAUUAUUAUUAUUAUUAUCAUUUUGUACCUGUAAAACUACAAUAUAGUGCAUGUGUACAUCGACUUUGUCACGCCGUGGUACGGCUUACCCAUAUGGCAAAGUAUAUAGUCAUGACCUGUACUAUAUAUAUCUUUACCCUUUCUUUUUCAAUGAAUAAAAAUAUAUAUUGUGUGUC